AUGUCAGAAUACUUUGAAGUUAUGAAUGAAUUAGAAAAUUAUAUGCUAACAGACGAAGAAGAAACAUUAGAAAAUGAUAAUACACAUUUCAUGUCUAUUGGAGAUUCUAAUGAAUCUGCAUCUCACGAAUAUAAACAAGAAAUUGAUAGCAGUUUUCAUUUGAUUGGGACAGAAACAGAAACAUAUGAAUACUGUUCUGAAAGUAUUAUUUCUCUAGAACAGUCUGAAAAUGUUAAUAGUGGAACCAUAACUUCUCAGACCACGAAAAACACAUUAAAAAACCAACAAAUCGUACUUGAACCGGAUAAUCCUCUCAUGUUAAAAAUUCAAAAUAUAUUAAAAAUACAGUUGUUGAAACAAAAGGAAAACAUUAAAAAAGAAAUAUUAACUCUUGUAAGGAUAGUUAAAACUAAAGAGAAAGAUAAGUCUUCGGCUAUUGACCUGAUUAAAAAUUCAAACUGUCGAGUCACAGCUCAGCAAAAACUAUUGAAUGACUUCCAUCGAAUGAAAGUGGAAUUGGAAACAGUAAAACAAAAGUUGAAAAUGAGUAAUGAACAACAAAUGAAAAACUACAAAGAAAAUUUCGCAAAAACUGCAGACGAAGAAAAAAAAUUUUUGGUUUUAAAAAGACAAAUAGAAUGCAGUCGUGGAUUUCUAAACGAACUUACUAAGUAUGAAAAAGAACAAGAAAUCACAUUUAAUAAGUGUAAUCAAACGAAAUAUCAAACAAACCAGUAUAAGAAAAAAAUAUUAAAUAACGAACAAAAACAGGAUUUGUUGUUAAUGACUUUAACUCAAGAAAAUCUUCGGUUGGAAGAUCGUAUUAAACAAUUAGGUGAACAAGCAGAGAAAAAAUAUAAUGAAAGCGAACUACUGAGACAAAAAGUUAUGGACAAUUCAAUAGGUCUCGAUGCUAUUAAUAAAGAUAAUGCCAAGUACACAUUGUUAUGGAAUGAAGUUAUAAUAAGUAUUCAACAAUGUGAAAAAUCCUCGCAGAAAAAAAAUAAAACUUUACAAGAAGAGAAAAAUAAAUAUCAUAUAUUAUUAACUGAGUACUACAGUUACAAACGCAGUUUAAAAAACGAAUGUCAACAAAACGAAAAAUUGCUCAACUACUUGAAUAAAUUUACACAAAAUCAAAAUAAUUUACAAAAAGGGUUUAAUACAUGUUUAGAAAAUUUAAACAAUUUGAGAGAUAAGUAUUUCAAUCUUUUAAAAAUGACGGAAAUCGAAAAUCAAAACUUAGAUGAAGUGAUAUUUGAACAACAGUCUGUUCAAAAUGAACUAGAUCAAUUAUUGCGUUUAAAAAAUAACAUAUCAAAUCAAAAAUUAAAAUAUGAAGAUCAAAUUUUAGAGGAAUAUAAUAAUCAAACAAUUACUGAUAAUUAUUGUCAAAAAAUGAAUAGCAAUAUUUUAGAUUUAAAAAAAAAAAAUAAUGAAAACGAGUUAUUAUUAGUCAAGAUUGAGAACGAUGUUUGUCUAGAUCAAAUAAAAUUAAAACAAUAUCGUACUACAACUUAUAAUUUAGAAAAUCAAAUAAAAGAACUCACCAAAGAUCUGGAUCAACAAGAUUCGUACAUUGCUUCAUUGGAUUCUAAACUUAAGAAGCUAGACACAGAUAUACAAAUUAAAUCAAACACGAUUGAAUCGGAAUUCAAAGAAUUAGAAUUAUUGAAAAAAAAACAUGAAGUUGGUGAUGUUAUGACUCCACAAAUGCAAAUUGAUCAUGUUAGAAGUAACAUUAAUGAUGUAAAAAAAGAAACCAAUAUCAUAAAACAAUAUUGUAUUCAAAAUCAAAAUAAAAAUGUACAAUUAUUGAAUGAAAAAAAUAAACAAAUUUUUGAACUUAAUAAAAUGCGUGAAUAUGAUAUACAAAAUGUUAUAAAGAGUAGAAAAGUUGAUCACGAAAUUGGUGCUUUAUCUAAAGAACUUGAUCAAUAUAAACGAACUCUUACGUAUAUGAGAAAUAAAAUUGUGGUAUAUAAUGAUGUUUUUGGUAAAAAUAAAGGAAGAAGUAGUCAACUUUUAAACGAAAAUGAAUGGAUACAAAAUUCUGCUUUAGUUGAAUUAAAGGAAAAUGAAAAACAAUGUUUGGAAUAUAUGGACCAUUUGAAAUUGUUGAAAAAUGAAUUGAAUGAAAUGAAAAAAACAUAUAUUGAAAAACAACGGGAAAGUAAAUCGUGGGACAUUAAAGUCCAGUCGCUUGUUGAAAUUAAAACAGAACUAAAAAAUAAACAAGGAAUUUUUGGCGACAUUGAUGCUACACAAAAAGAAAUACAUAAAAUGCAGAUAAUAGAAAGUAAAUUAAAAAAAAUAUUGGACAAAAUAAUGAUGGAUUUAGAAAAAUGCAUAUCGAAACGGGAUACGAUUUAUACUACAUUUGCAGCAAAAAAUAUUCGUUCAAAUGUUAAAAACGAUACUAAACAAAAAUUGUUGAAGAUCCUCGAUGAUUUGCGAAUAAAGAUAAAAAAAAUUAAAACUAAAUGUAAAAAAGUAGACAAAGACAUUAGUGAUGCACAAAAUUACAAAAUGGAAUUAGAGUGUAAACUUACACAUUUAAGAGAUAAAUUUAUCGACGUUGAACAAAAUACGGAUGAUUUAACAAAUAGUAUUGAAGAUAUGAAUGCUUUAAAACUUAAAAACUUUUAUAAAUUAAACUAUAAGCAAAAUUGCAUUAAAUUCUUGGAUGAAGUAAGAAAAGAAAAAUACCGUUUGCUGAUAAAAAGUGAAUCCAAAAUGAACGAAGCAAUUAUAGCCCAGCGUUUGAAAAAUUCCAACUUAAUAACUGUUGUGGAAUGUUUAAAAAACGAUUUUCUAUACUUGGAUGUUGAGUUAACACGUUUGUUAUUAAGUCUUAAGUCUAUUGAUGAUUAA
Molecule: messenger RNA, 2874 nt
Organism: Rhopalosiphum maidis (corn leaf aphid)
Lineage: Eukaryota; Metazoa; Arthropoda; Insecta; Hemiptera; Aphididae
Product: coiled-coil domain-containing protein 40-like
Exons: 14
Coding region: 1-2874 (957 amino acids)
Biological process (GO): axoneme assembly
Cellular component (GO): cytoplasm
Source: RefSeq, a predicted model, not a curated record